AUGGCGACUUUUGCGAAACCUGAGAACGCACUCAAGAGAGCUGAAGAAUUGAUUCAUGUUGGGCAAAAGCAGGCUGCUCUCCAGGCUUUACAUGAUCUCAUUACCUCGAGAAGGUACAGAUCAUGGCAAAAGCCUCUUGAAAAGAUCAUGAUGAAGUAUGUAGAACUCUGUGUUGACCUGAGGAAAGGAAGAUAUGCAAAAGAUGGUCUUAUUCAGUAUAGGAUUGUCUGCCAGCAAGUAAACGUGUCAUCCUUGGAGGAUGUCAUAAAGCACUUCAUGCAGCUUUCCAAUGAGAGAGCUGAACAAGCUAAGAGCCAGGCAGAAGCCCUGGAAGAUGCUUUGGAUGUUGAAGAUCUGGAAGCAGACAACCGUCCCGAGGACCUGAUGCUCAGUUUUGUUAGUGGGGAGAAAGGAAAGGACCGAUCAGAUAAAGAGGUUGUCACUCCUUGGUUUAAGUUCCUCUGGGAGACAUACAGGACGGUUCUUGAGAUACUAAGGAACAAUUCAAAGCUUGAAGCGUUAUAUGCUAUGACUGCUCAUAGGGCUUUUCAAUUCUGUAAGCAGUAUAAGAGAACAACUGAAUUCCGUAGGUUGUGUGAGAUCAUCAGAAAUCAUCUUGCCAAUCUCAACAAAUAUCGCGAUCAAAGAGAUCGGCCUGAUCUGACUGCACCUGAAAGUUUACAACUGUAUCUUGAUACACGUGUUGAACAGCUUAAAGUUGCUACAGAGGUUUCCCUAUGGCAGGAAGCCUUCCGAUCUGUGGAAGAUAUCCAUGGUUUGAUGAGCAUGGUGAAGAAAAUGCCCAAACCUUCUGUCUUGGUGGUGUAUUAUGCAAAAUUAACUGAAAUUUUCUGGAUAUCUGAUAGCCACCUUUAUCAUGCGUAUGCAUGGCUCAAGCUUUUCAACUUGCAAAAGAGCUACAAUAAGAACUUGUCACAGAAGGAUCUACAAUUAAUAGCAUCUUCUGUCUUGCUCGCUGCACUAUCUGUGGCACCUUAUGACCAAAAAUAUGGUGCAUCUCAUUUUGAGGCAGAGAAUGAGAAGGAGCGUAACAUGCGGAUGGCCAACCUUGUUAACUUCUCGCUUGAUUCCAAGCGUGAAAAUAGGGAAAUGCCUUCAAGAGCUUCUCUUCUAUCCGAAUUGGUGUCCAAAGGAGUCCUUUCAUGUGCUUCCCAAGAAGUGCGAGAUUUAUACAACCUUUUGGAACAUGAGUUUCUCCCUCUGGACCUUGCAUCAAAAGUGCAGCCACUUCUUUCAAAGAUUUCAAAGAUUGGAGGGAAGCUUUCAUCAGCUUCUUCUGUUCCAGAGGUUAAGUUAUCUCAGUACAUAUCAGCAUUGGAGAAGCUGACAACAUUGAGAGUGCUGCAACAGGCCUCUUUUAUUUUCCAGUCCAUGAAGAUUGAUAUGCUCUCAAGAAUGAUCCCUUUCUUUGACUUCUCUGUUGUGGAGAAGAUUUCUGUUGAUGCUGUGAAACACAAUUUUGUUGCUAUAAAAGUUAACCAUUUAUCAGGAGCUGUUCAUUUUGGUACUGUGGACAUAGAAUCUGAUGGAUUAAGUGAUCACCUUAGUGUUCUGGCUGAUUCAUUAAAUAAAGCGAGGAAUCAUAUUCGUCCACCAGUGAAAAAGCUGACUAAACUCGGUGAAAGUCUCAUUAGUUUGGCUGGAAUAGUGGAGAAUGAACAUAAGAGGCUUCUUGCAAGAAAGUCCAUCAUUGAAAAGCGCAAAGAAGAGCUUGAGCGCAAAAUAUUGGAGAAGGAAAAAGAAGAAGAAACAAAGAGAAUGAACAGUCAAAGGAAAACUGCGGACGAGGAAAGGGUGAGGCUUCUCAAUGAACAGAAGCAGAGGGAGCACGAGCGGAUUCGUAGAGAGAUAGAGGAAAAAAAUAAAGCAGAAGCAAAAAAGUUGCUAGAAGACUUGAAGAAAGCAGGGAAAAAACAUGUCGUUGUUGAAGGGGAGCUUACUAAGGAGGCCAUCAUGGAAUUGGCAUUGAAUGAACAGUUGAAGGAGCGCCAGGAAAUGGAGAAAAAACUGCAGAGGCUUGCAAAAACAAUGGAUUAUCUGGAAAGGGCAAAAAGGCAGGAAGAGGCACCACUGAUCGAGCAAGCUUUCGAGAAACGUCUUGAGGAAGAGAAGAUCCUUCACGAGCAAGAGCAGCUUCGGGAGAUUGAACUCAGCAAGCAACACCAUGCUGGCGACUUGCAAGAGAAAAAUAGACUUUCUCGAAUGUUGGAACACAAGAAUGCUUUCCAGGAGAAAAUCGUCCAACGUCGUGAAGCUGAGUUUGGCCGUCUGAAAAAAGAGAGAGAUGAACGGAUCAGUCAGCUGAUAUCAUCAAGAAAGCGUGAAAGGGAGACAGUAAGGAAAUUGAUGUAUUAUCUGAACCUGGAGGAACAGCGGAUUGAAAGGCUUCGCGAGGAAGAGGAAGCUAGAAAACGUGAAGAGGAAGAGAGGAGGAAGAGAGAGGAGGCUGAAAGGAAAGCUAAGCUUGAUGCUAUUGCUGAAAAGCAGCGACUGAGAGAGAUGGAGUUGGAGGAGAAGGCAAAGACGAGCAGGGAGAAGCUCUUGAAGGGAUCUGAGGCUGUGCACACUCCUGAUUCUACACCUGUUGCACAGCCACCUCGUGAGCCAGCAGCAGCCCCUGCUGCAGCUGCGGCAGCCGCUGCUCCAGCUCCUGGUAGAUAUGUUCCUAAGUUUAAACUCAGCGGCGAUAGCGGCAGCAGCUCUGGUGGCAGCCAGAGGCCAACAGAUGUGCGCUCACGCGAUGAAGACCGCUGGGGUCCACCUGGUGGGAGCCAGAGACCAACAGAUGUGCGCCCACGGGAUGAAGACCGCUGGGGUCCACCUGGUGGCAGCCGGAGGCCAACAGAUGUGCGCCCACGCGAUGAAGACCGCUGGGGUCCACGUGGAGAGCGCUCGCGCCCUGAUGAGUGUUCACUCAGGCAAGAUGGCCCUCCUGCGCGACAGGAUGCACCCCCACCCCGCCAAGAUGGCCCUCCUCCGGCUACUGACCGCUGGCGUGGUGGAUCAAGAUUUUCCUCAAACUCUUCGUCCUCCUCGUCGACCUGGUCCACCAGGCCACGGAACUAA
Molecule: messenger RNA, 3087 nt
Organism: Miscanthus lutarioriparius
Lineage: Eukaryota; Viridiplantae; Streptophyta; Magnoliopsida; Poales; Poaceae
Source: the annotation of a GenBank genome assembly